This is a messenger RNA of Linum trigynum, 2842 nucleotides long. Lineage: Eukaryota; Viridiplantae; Streptophyta; Magnoliopsida; Malpighiales; Linaceae. The record is from the annotation of a GenBank genome assembly.
CGGACCCGAGCCGGAAUCAGGAAAAAGAAUCACCUUCCACCACAGCCCGCCGAAAAUCACACAAAACUUGCACUUCUCCAGCCGGUGGGCGCACAGACAACGCCGCCGUGCCACUACGCCGCUGCCUGCGCUAUCCAAGCUCUUCCGGCACACAUCUUUCCUUCACCAGUUCUUCUCUCCGCACCAAGGUAUGUUGUUCAGUAGACCCUUUGGUGGUCGCUCCCUCAAUCGCGAUUGGCGAGAACCUGGAGAUCUCCCUUCUAUUGUGGAUGGAGUAAAAUUGGUUGCCAUGCUUCGAUUUUUAUUUCUCUUCUGGAUUCAAACUCGGAUUCGUUUGGUUUAGCCAUCGCGCUCCGACGCGCUGAUGUUCUUGUUCGCACAUGCAGAAGAAUCUGGACCUAGGGAGGCUGUGACUCUAGCCCUCGCAGUUGACUCAACGCUUCCAAAUGGGCAAACCAAGCAAUUACUCCAACGCCGGGAGUUCUUGGGAUCCAGAGAUGGACGAACUGGAUGAGCUAAAGCCUGAGGUUCUGGAUGUCAUCUUCCCUUCUGAUGCCGUCUACUCUCAAAUCGGGGACAACAGCGCAAGCUCUUCAGGAAGCCAUGUGAGAUCCUUUCUCACUGGGAUGGGAUUCUCACCUUUUCUUGUUGAUAAGGUGAUUCAGGAAAAUGGUGAGGACAACGUUGAUUUGCUGUUGGAGAUUCUUGUAGAAAAUUCUGAUGCACAGAAGGCUAGAAAUCAGUCAUCGGAUUCGUUAGAUAGCUUGCUCGGUGACAACGAGGAAGAGGGACCUUCUGCAUUACCGCCAAUGCUGCAGCCUAAAGAGGAGCCUGACAUAUUUAAUGAAGUUGUGGAUGAAAGGCGACAAACCUUAUUGAAGAUGAACUUUUCUGCGACUGAAGUCGACUUUGCCAUUGAUAAGCUAGGUGACAAUGCUUCAAUUGAUGAAUUAGUUGAUUUCAUAAGUGCUGUCCAAGUGGCUGAGCAUGCAGAUGAAGGAACUAAUGGCAUGCCUCAAAACCUGUUUCCAGAAAAAAAGGUUGAUAAUGAUGAAAACUUGUAUGGGACAAUGGAAAAAACACUUCAAUUGCUUGGCAUGGGUUUCACUGAAAAUGAUGUUUCCCUUGCUAUUGAGAGGAUUGGAUCAGAAGUUCCAGUUUUAGAGCUGGCAAACUGCAUUUGUGCUGCUCAAGCUGGUGAAGUCUAUGUUCCCCAAUCCCAGCAAUCAUCACGGGGUAGAGGCACAAAUUCUACAGAAUUCUUUACCCAAACAGACUAUGGCCCAGGAGAUCCACUGACUGAUACUUUGAAAAUGGAGACUGAGCACUUAAGCCAAGAAGAAUCCUCCCAAUCAAGGAAUAAGAAACGGGAGGCAGCUCGCAAAGGAAAAAGACCAAGGCAUGAGCCCCCUUCAGAGCUUUCACAUCUACAAUUCACACCUGGCACCUCCACCGUCGACGAAUACGAAGCCAAGUUAAAACCAGAAUUCAUCGAUGACUUCUUAAGCGCUUACCUAGUUCCAGAAUGGACAGAAGAAGAAAGGGUCAUCGAUUUAACCCCUAGCAGCUACCAAACAGCCUCGCGGAAGCCCUUGAGUCAGGUGCUUUCCAAACCACCCUACUUCUUCUACGGCAACGUCGCCAAUCUCCCCAUGUCUUCCUGGGCCAAGAUGUCGGAGUUCUUGGAUGGUGCGGAACCCGAGUUUGUCAACACCCAACUCUUCUCAGCAUUGACCAGGAGAGAAGGCUACCUCCACAAUCUCCCUACAGAGAAUAGGUUCCAUAUCCUUCCAAAACCUCCAAUGAGCAUCCAAGAUUCAAUACCUCAGUCAAAGCAAUGGUGGCCGGCAUGGGAUACGAGAAGGCAGCUGAACUCAGUGAACUGCGAUGUGGUUGGAGUUCCUCAGCUGUGUGAUAGGCUUGGUCAAAUGCUGCGUGAGUGUCGGGGGAAGCCCACGGCUGAACAGAAGCAGGAGCUCUUGCAUUACUGCCAGAGGUUGAACCUGGUGUGGGUGGGGCCUAACAGAGUGGCGCCUAUUGAGCCGGACUACCUGGAGAUCAUGCUGGGUUAUCCUCUGAACCAUACGGAAGAUUCCGGAGUUAGCCUGGCAGACAGGCUGCAGUCUCUCAAGUACAGCUUCCAGAUAGAUGCACUGGGGUACCAUUUAUCGAGUCUGAAGUCCCUUCUCCCGCAGGGGAUCACAAUGCUGUCCCUAUCGACAGGGAUUGGCGGGGCGGAGGUGGCGCUGCACCGGCUAGGGGUGCAACUGAAGAACCUGGUCUCGGUGGAGAGCAGUGAGGAGAAGAGGAAGAUGCUGAGGAGGUGGUGGAGCAACAGCGCACAGACCGGGGAGCUGGUCCAGAUAAACGACAUCCAGAGGCUGACGAGCAACAAGCUGGAGGAACUUGUUCGCAAGUACGGAUGCUUCGACUUUGUGAUAUGUCAAGACCCUUUCGUACAGCACAGGAAACCAAAGAUGGCGGCAGCUGCAUCCAAUGCGCCUCCGAUGUUUGAUUUCUCGGGGUUCUUCGAGUUCGUUCGUGUGGUUCAGCGUGUGCGGAGCCUAACUGAGGAGCAUAGUAGAAGGUGACAGUUUGUUGCUUGUCAGUUCUGUAAGCUUCCUGUGGCGAGGUGGAGUGCUUGCUUUGAGUAGAGAUCUUUUAGUAGAUUAGAGCAGCCCCUUCCUACUGUAGUCUGUAUAUACGAGUGUGUAAUUUUCCAUGUAAAUUCGGUCUUCUUUGCUCGGUAUUUUGGACUGUGAUAUAGGAACUAGAUUUGUGACAUUGUUACUUUUUAUUGCAGAUUCGGAUAUCUAGUUAGGAAUAAAUGGGCCUGUGUCUA